AUGGACGACUAUAAGCAAGCGAAGGAGGCCUUUGUCUCUGGGAUGACAGGGUCCUCAAUAACACAUAUCAACUUGGUCUCAUUGGCUGCGCUGUCUUCAGUCGCGUUAUACGCCGUCCUCUACAACCAACGACCAGAUCGAAAAUUUGGCUUCCUAUUGUCAUGGGUGGUUCUCGUGCUACCCUUGCUUCUGUCGAUGACCCAGUUCGCGACCCGACCAGGUCUCCUUAACCUUCUACUCGGUGGUCUCGCCGUGGCCCUAUACCACUGGAUGCCGAGGAAGGAACCCCGUUCACCCCUGCCAUGGAAGCAACAUGCGCCAAAGGAGACUGAGAAUCGCCCAGGCCAUCUACCUCCACUACCAGCAUUGACGACGUACCGGGCACACAUGAUGCUCAUGACUAUACUGGCUAUCCUCGCCGUUGACUUUCCUGUGUUCCCUCGUAUCCUUGCCAAGUGCGAAACGUAUGGAGUUUCUUUGACUCAGAUGGACCUAGGAGUUGGAUCGUUCGUCUUCUCGCAGGGGAUGGUUUCCGCCAUUCCACUGCUCAAGAACCCAACUUACUUGACCUCGCCAUUGGGACCCAAGCUUGUGCGCGUCGUUCGAAAGGCCUUUCCUGUCAUCCUUCUGGGAGUCGCCAGAGUCUUGGCCGUCAAAGGAACAGAGUACCCAGAGCACGUCACUGAAUAUGGAGUGCAUUGGAACUUCUUCAUCACCCUUGCUGUGGUUCCCAUACUUCAAACAUUACUCCACCCAGUUCUCGUAUACCUACCGAUAUCGAUGGUCGGUGUACUCGUCGGAUUAGGUCAGCAGCUGGCGUUAUCACAACUCGGUCUCAGAGACUACGUCCUAAACGCUCCACGCGACAACAUCAUCAGUCAGAACAAAGAGGGAAUCAUCUCAGUUGUGGGUUACCUCGCCAUCCAUUUAUUGGGGUUGUCAGCAGGGACGAUGGUCCUCCCUCCGUCUCCGUCGUUCUUCAGGAGGCGCCAGCAAGCUUUGGCUGAGCAACGCAGUUCCAAGGAGGCCAAAACUCAGAUUGAAGAACUCGACUUUUCUAGCCCACGUCAACUUGGAAAGACCGCGACAGAGCUGUGCUCGUACGCCAUUCUGUGGUGGGCGUUCUUGGGUCUAACUCGAUUGCUGAAAGUUGGUGGGGUGUGGGGUGACGAGGGCGGCGCUUCAAGGCGAAUGGUCAACUUGCCGUACAUCCUCUGGGUAGCAGCCUACAACGUCACCUUCCUCCUCGCCUAUAUCGUCGUUCUGGAUAUCUACUUCUUCCCUGGACCCAAGCCGAGCAAGGCUCGGAAGGACCCUUCCCAUUCGAACUACUUCACCGCGCCUGAAGGCAAUCCUCCAACCCUGCUCGAGGCAAUCAAUCGACAUGGCCUCUCCAUUUUCCUCUUGGCGAAUGUAAUGACAGGAAUCAUCAAUUUGUCCAUGAAGACCAUGUACGCAUCCUCCUGGCUGUCGAUGUCUGUUCUCGGGGCGUAUUCUUUGGUGGUGUGUGCCGUAGCCUGGUAUUGGGAUCGCUUACCCCGUCUAGGAAGUCAUCGAAAGCGAGACUGA
Messenger RNA from Coprinopsis cinerea okayama7#130, 1569 nucleotides. Its product is annotated as GPI-anchored wall transfer protein 1. Gene Ontology annotation, biological process: protein localization to plasma membrane; GPI anchor biosynthetic process. The record is from RefSeq and is a predicted model, not a curated record. Gene Ontology annotation, molecular function: glucosaminyl-phosphatidylinositol O-acyltransferase activity. Bases 1 to 1569 code for a protein of 522 amino acids. Gene Ontology annotation, cellular component: endoplasmic reticulum; membrane. Lineage: Eukaryota; Fungi; Basidiomycota; Agaricomycetes; Agaricales; Psathyrellaceae. The transcript has 6 exons.